AUGCAAGAAUUCAACAUGAUGCUCGAAGGGAAUACAGCUCUCAGUGACCAUGAAGAGUCUCCCUACGAUCAGCCCGCCAUGAGAGCCUGUACCCCUGAAUAAACGCGAUGGAUGGAAAGAUCCAGUCUUCGAGAUCAUUUAAAGGUUACUGAGUCAGAAGGGCAGAAGGUUGCCAACUGCAUUCAUUGUGGGAGAAAAUUCUACGAAAGUAAAUCUACGGGGAACCUUUCAAAGCACAUAAGGAACAUUCACCCUGUUAAAUUUAGAUCUCAAAAAGCCCUUCAAUCAGAAAAUCACCCGAUAGGCCCCUUAGGAAAAGAAUUUCUCUCUUUCCCGUCACCUGAAUUGAUCAUUAGUGACUGCAAGCAUAGUCCUGGCGCUUUUACGAUGAUCGCGCUUUUGACCGAAAAACUAGUGCCGAUUUCGCUUGUCGACGCAGUAGCUUAGAAGUGGGGCAGCAGGGCAUGCCCAGACAUGUCAUUUGUGGAGUCUCGAACGACUAUACAUGCUAAAUUUGAACUCUACUCCAAAUUGCUUUAUGAAGCACUUAUCACAGCCAUGGGAAAUACAGACUUAAUCAACAUAGAGUUUGGAGUGUGGUUAGGUGAGAAUGAGCGGUCAUACCUGGGUGUUUCUGCAUCGUUUGCUCAUAACUUAUUAAAUGUGGAAAUACUAAACGACGUAGGAGUACAAGCACUUCUCAAUAACUUUCGAGAACCCUAUAACAGCCAUCUUCUAGAUGUUGUUGACAUUAGCGAAAUUCUUCAUUGGGGGGGGGGACUUAUUUAGCAUGGUUGCGACGGUUUUAAGAAGAUUUAGAAUUAUAGAGAAAGGUGGAUCCAUCACGUCCGACAACGCCAUCAAUACCCCGUCUCCAUAUCGCUUUCAUGAUCUUAUGAAACCUGUAGGGUCUCAAGAUAUUAGAGUGCUUCUCAACUUUCAUCACAUUCCUUGCGCCAACCACAUGCUCAGCAUUCUCUUUCAGAUUAUAGUGGAUACUUUAAAGAAAGAUGAAAGCUUGCGAGAUAGUCUGUUAAACAUCGAGGCUCUAGGAAAGACAAUUAGGAGAAUACCAUUUUUGAGGUCCGCACUCGCAGAUGCUAAAUUACCUAUGAUUCCUGCGGCUCCCGAGACGCGAUUGAUUUCAAUUUUGAAGCAGAUCUCCACAUACUUGAAAUACCACACCAAAUACUUGGAAUGGUUUGAAACGUUGAGGGCUCACCCAGGCAGUAAGCAUGUUCUUCCCAAAAUUGAAUCUCGAAUUAAACUGCCCAGCCAAACAAAGCAAGUUCUAGAGUAUUUUGUCAGCUGUUGCUCUAUAUUUCAGUUCCUUAAUAAUGGCUUACAAAAAGACGCUCUGAAUAAUCUCCCAAACGCCGUAACCUUGUACUAUACCAUGAAAGAGUUCUUUGAUUUAUGCAGCACGGCUCCGAUGGAGAGUAUAGAGCAAUCUCAAGAGGGCAAUUUUGAUGUUACUUUCAUCAAUGGAUCGCCCGGCUUGAGUGAAGACCUGAGAGUCGUGGUUUUGAAUGCUGUACUUUCUGCAAGGCCCAAAUUUGAAGAGUACUUCAAUCUUUUCGCCGAAAACGACAUCUACUUCGUUGCAGCAUUUUUAGAUCCAGCCUCAAAGCUUCACUGUUUCAACGACGUUAUCACAGGAAGAGAAGGAGAGCAUGUUUUACAAAGGGUGGAAGUGCAUGUCAAACACCAUUUCGCACAAUGCAGCUUUAGAAGCGCUGCUUAUGCCCCAUUUGUCGAACUCUCAACGAACACAGCGAAGUCAAAGAGAGUAAAUAAACUCCCUAAAAUUGAUAGACGCCAUAAAAGUUUGGUAAGAACCUCCUUCCUGGCGGGAAACAAGGCUUUGGAAGAAUAG
Molecule: messenger RNA, 1876 nt
Organism: Lachancea mirantina
Lineage: Eukaryota; Fungi; Ascomycota; Saccharomycetes; Saccharomycetales; Saccharomycetaceae
Source: the annotation of a GenBank genome assembly